This is a messenger RNA of Monodelphis domestica (gray short-tailed opossum), 11283 nucleotides long. It is a transcript of the gene RPE, whose product is annotated as ribulose-5-phosphate-3-epimerase. Gene Ontology annotation, biological process: pentose-phosphate shunt; carbohydrate metabolic process. Lineage: Eukaryota; Metazoa; Chordata; Mammalia; Didelphimorphia; Didelphidae. The record is from RefSeq and is a predicted model, not a curated record. Gene Ontology annotation, molecular function: D-ribulose-phosphate 3-epimerase activity.
CUUCCGGCGUCACCCGGAAGACUUGAUCAGGAAGGGGAAGACGAGAGUGCUUGCGCUCUCUGUUAGAAGCAUAGUCCAGAGGAUCAGCACCCACCAUGGCGUCAGGCUGCAAAAUUGGCCCGUCCAUCCUCAAUAGCGACCUGGCCUGCCUGGGGGCCGAGUGCACCCGGAUGCUGGAUUCCGGGGCCGACUAUCUGCACCUGGAUGUAAUGGACGGGCAUUUUGUUCCCAAUAUCACUUUUGGUCACCCUGUAGUAGAAAGCCUUCGAAAGCAACUAGGCCAAGACCCUUUCUUUGACAUGCACAUGAUGGUUUCUAGACCAGAACAGUGGGUAAAGCCAAUGGCUAUAGCAGGAGCAAAUCAAUAUACCUUUCAUCUGGAAGCUACUGAGAACCCUGGAGCAUUGAUUAAAGACAUUCGAGAGAAUGGGAUGAAGGUUGGUCUUGCUAUUAAACCAGGCACUACAGUUGAGUAUUUGGCACCAUGGGCCAAUCAGAUAGAUAUGGCCUUAGUCAUGACAGUGGAACCUGGCUUUGGAGGGCAGAAGUUCAUGGAAGACAUGAUGCCAAAGGUUCAUUGGCUGAGGACCCAGUUCCCCUCUCUGGAUAUUGAAGUAGAUGGUGGAGUAGGUCCUGACACGAUUCAUAAAUGUGCAGAGGUAACAACCACAUUGUCACGAGGAUGCUACUGCGUCCAACGCACAGAACACGUGCCUGUAACACAGCGAACUUCCUUGUAAUACCACUUGCCAUAAUGGUGAUGUGGAAGAGGCAUGAAGGAAGAGAGAGAAAUUUCAAGCAUGCAAGACAGAAAGCUGGGGCCAUGAUCUGCCAAUCAAGGUGAAGAUUCCAAAACGGAAUGUUCCCAGGAAAGACAGUUGGAGCCUGGCCAGAGGAGAUGAACUGAAAAACUUCUCUGGGGGUUUUCUGAUCAAAGGAGACUGGUUUCAUCUGUCCUGGGUUGACUGACCUGCAUAUAUCACCUUUUGAAAUGCUCUAUGGUCAGCCACUUUGGCAUGGUAGAGCCACCUUACUUGUCCAUGUUAAGAGGGGAAUGUGUUCUUUAUGAAUACUUAAAACAGAUACAAUGUAGGAUUGAAGAACUGAGGAAACUGGGUUUGCUUGUGCAAAGAAUACCUCUAGAUUUUUCGUUGCAUAAGAUAAAACCAGGUGUAACAACCCCAGCAUCUAUAAAGGUUGAUCAAAGAGAUCCAUGGUUCCAUGCUUCACAUGUGAAAUUGCAUCACACCCAUAAUACUGAGUAGCCCUAGGAAAAUAAUCGGUAAGCAGUAACAGUCCCUACUGAAAACAUAGAAAAGCACAUGAGAGAGGCAAGUAUGCCACCAGAACACAGACUAGAGAGCCCUGCACAUGUUGAAAUGAUUAAAGGAUAGCGCCCCUGAAGCAAAUAGAAUUUCAUGAAGGAAUACAGCCUGUAACACAGACAAUAAGAGAAAUAUACAUUUAGAACACUAGCAGCCAUAAGAAAAAAACCUAUAUGAUUUUUAUACAAAGUCUGCCAGCCAACCAUAGUAACAGAACAUAAAGAAACAAUGUUAUUUCAAAUGAAUACAUGAUUCUUUAAAUUCUAUCUCCAAGAAAUAAGUACAAUAAUCAUACAAGAAAUAAUCACAGUAACCAUAUAAUAAAUCUAGUGAAAGGUGAAACAACAAGAAUUCCUAUAUUCCUAGAUACUUCAAAUUAUUCUUUACUCUUUAAAAAAUCUUGAGAACUUAUGCAUAAUGCUCAUAUCCACCCAUGAAAUAUACAUGUACAGCUUACUUGCAUUCAUGAAGCUGUACAUAUGCAAAUCUUACCCUCAUGCAUGAAGAGAACACAUAUAAAUCUUACUUUCAGACAUGAAGAUUGAUAAAUUCUAACAAACAUUCAUGAAGAUUCUAUCUUACUUCCAUGCACAUGUAAAUUUCACUCUUACCUGCAUGCACAUGUAAAAACCUAACUUGCAUACAUGUUCGUGUGUUCCCGGUUCCUGAUUAUUCUAGUAGAUCCUGAUUUGAAGAACAUGUCUUCAAUCAAGACUAGAAGAUGAAGAGUGGCAUGCUGACCAGAGAGGAAGACAGAGUUCUACAAGCAGCAUAAAAGGACAUAGAAGGACUUUGGAACUUUGAAAUUUUGGAACUUGUGAUCAUAAGGAUAUGUAAGAAUGCAUCAUACGUGUUACCACCACAUAUGCAUUCACAUGCUACAUAGAAUUACACUUUAGGAAGACAUCUCAUGGAAUGGGCAAGUAUACAACAUGCAUAAUUGCAUAACAAAAAGACACUUUUUUGUGGAAAAUUCAAACAUUUCUUUUCUGCAUGAGAUUGCACAGAAAUUUAGAAUGCUGUACAUAUGUAAAUCUGUACUAAGUACAACCUAUGUGCACAUGUAAAUACUAAGUUACUAACGGACUAAUUUAAUUAGGAUAGUUAAUUAAUAUUCUAACUACUAAAAAUACUGACAGCCUAGUGAAUUUGUUCAAGUCUUAGGGAAAUAGAGACUGAAGUAUAGAAGUUAGAUUGCAUUAUGAUUGCAGGUUAGCAUUUGUUAGUAUUAGAAGAAUUUUCUUGGUUAAAUUUAGUUAUUAGGAAAUAGGACAAAAUUGCAUAUUCUGUAUGUUAGUGAAAUCAUUGGAAUGAUUUGAAAACUUGUUAUAAGGAUUUGUUAUGAAAUAACUAUGUCAUGUAAAUCCCUUGCCUGAACUAUUUUCCUAUCCCACUCUUAGCUUAGCACUAGGUAGGCAGAAUAGCUAAGAUAAGUUAGGAUUUUGUUAUUUGGGGGUGGUUAAGAGAAUAUUUCAUAUGGUACAGGGUUAAUAAUAGAUAGAUAGAAUUAUAAUAAAGGUAAGGAUCAUUAAAAAAUGUAAGGUGCAUUUUUUUUAAAGAAAAGGGGAGAACGUGGAAGAGGCAUGAAAGAGAGAGAAAUUUCAAGCAUGCAAGUCAGAAAGCUGGGGCCAUGAUCUGCCAAUCAAUGUGAAGAUUCCAAAAUGGAAUGUUCCCAGGAAAAGCAGUUGGAGCCUGGCCAGAGGAGAUGAACUGAAAAACUUCUUCUCUGGGGGUUUUCUGAUCAAAGGAGACUGGUUUCAUCUGUCCUAGGUUGAAGGGCCUUUGAGGGGGCUUCUGGAAUUAAUCUGAGAAGAAAUUAACUUUUGUUGGUGGCUUUGUGUAAUUGGAAGAAAGAAGAUUUAACAGUUGUCCUUCAUCUUUCUGACUGUUUCUGUCACAGCUGUGACAGGACUGAUAUUUCCCAAAAUCCUCCCAAUCCUCCUUAUAGAUUAGAGACACCUCUAUCCCUCUCACCUCAAUCCCCAUCCUGUUGUUCCCAAUAAACCCCCUUAUUUGAGAAAGGAAAAGAAAGGAGGUUUUCCUCAUGAAUCCCACAGUCCACUUGGGGGGGGGGUGAAGCCAAAAGGCUUCAAGAAGAGGGUGGUGAAGGGAAUGGUCGAAGGGAGGAGGAGGGUAGGAAAUAUCUUGAUCUAUUAGCCAUCAAUAGUGAUCAAUAGGCAAACCCAAAGUAACUCCUCUAGCAGCCUCUCUCUAUCUCUCAGAAGUACUUCUAUCUCCAUUUUAACAACUAGGCACCUUGAGGUUUCCCCUGGUAGUAGUGUCUCCAUUUAUAACUAGGCACUCACAGGUUCCCCUAGCAUCUCUCUAGUCAAGCCAGAGUAUAUCCAUUUACCACAACCAGGAAUAGUUCAACCCCGAUUGUCCUUCUUUAUUACAGUACCAAACCUGUUUACUGCUUCACAAAGGAUACUUCACUGUGAGAACCAGCAUAAAUCAUUAAUUACUAAACUGAAUACUGUAAAAUAUCCCCAAACCAAAUAGAAUAUUUUGUCUUCUCCCCCCAGAUUCCUUCCCAAAUGAAUCUUUGGCUAUUUAUACAGAUUUAUUUUCAUUGUAGUAUCAUCUGAAGAAGAAAUACAAAAGAAUAAUUUUACAAUCAACAUUAAUGCCCUUUUGGGUGGACUCUCUAAUGGCCAACUAGGUGGCACAGAGGAUAGAGCACCAGAUCUGGAAUCAGGAAGAUCUGAGUUCAAAUAUGGCCUCAGAUCUUUAUAGCCUAUGUGACAGUGGGCAAGUCACUUAACCUUUGUUUGCCUCAGUCUCCUCAAUUAUAAAAUGGGUAUAACAAGUCUCUACCUCCUGGGGUUGUUUUGAGGAACAAAUGAGGUAACAUUUGUAAAGCCUGGAACAGAGUAGGUGCUACAUAAAUGCGAACUAUUGCUAAAGCCACACUAUAGCUUCAGUACCAGUUGCCUAGCCCAGUUGCCUAGCCUUUGCUAUUCUUCUGCCUUGGAGCUGGUUUUUAGUACCAGUUACUUCUAUGUUACUUGAUAUUUAGUAUCGAUUCUAAGAAGAUAAGAAAAUAACUGCAUUGAGCCUCCUAUGAUUUCACUCAAGGACCCCGGGAUCUCUAUUCCUUUUUCAAAUAAACACGCCAUUGGAGAAUUUUAUUUCUGCUUGUGCCCCACUAGCCUCCCUGGGUGUGCGGGGAGAGAAGGGAGCAGAGGAUGAGGUGCCCUCCUGCUGCUUCUGUGACCCCCAGAGAAAGCGGCCUCUGCCUUUAGAGUUUGAAAUUGUCCCGUAGGUGAAAGAAAGCAUCUGCAGAAGAAAAAUUUCUGACUUUCUGUUGGAACUUUUCUUUGCUAAGUUAAAAGAUUAUUUUUUCUACUACUUUCAUGCAAAUUCUUGAACUCUGAAAACUUCCUUUAAUAAAAUGUGCCAAAUUUAAACUGUUUUAAGAUGAAUGAGGACAUCUAGGAAAAAAGAAGCCACAUGCUUUGUUCAAUAGAGACAUAGAUUUCUAUUUGAUUUAUUAAUUUAAGAAUUGCAUAUAGAAGCAAAGCCAAAGUGAAUAGCCUAUCACAGCCGUGGAUAAAAACAAUUGUUUUAAUAUUAGCCCAUUUUCAGAAGAAAAAAAAAGGAAAAUGACAUAGAUAUUAUAUUUUAAUUUCUCAGGGUAAUGGAAUUAGGUGUAACAUGUAAUCCAAAACAAAUGAAAAAUGCUCAAACUUGGCUAGUUUAAAAGUCUGUUGCUCCCUCAGAACCUCUCCCCGUCUAAGGUUUUCAUAAGUUCAAAUUCACUUUUAGAGUAUACCUAUAAUUUGCAUUUUUCCUUUCAAUAAAAAGGUAACUUACUUCUUCCCCUAAAUGAAAUUCUUCCAGAGGCCGCAGAUCAACAAUCCUCCAGCUGUUGAAGAUAUAAAUGGGUUCAAAUAUUAUUCAUUUACCAAAGUUGAAUUCUUAAUUUUUCUAAUCAAUUGAUCAACCAGUGAGCAUUUAUUAAGCACCUACUACAUGCUAGGCACUGUGCUAAGUGUUGGGGAUACAAAGACAAAAACAAUUCCUGCUUUGAAAGUUUAAAAUUCUCAAGAGAGAGAUUUUCUUAUGGUAUAUACAGAAUAGAGACAAAGAUAAGGUACUUCAAUAAAAGGACGGUCAUUAAAGAAGGGCACUAGUACUUGGGAGCUUAUGGAAAGAAGUCAUGUAUAAGAUGUAUCUUGAAGAGAGAUUCCAUGAGACAGAGGUGAAGAAGGAAUGCAUGACGGGAUAGCCAGGCAAAGCUACUGAGACUGGAGAUGAAGUACCAAGUGUGCAAAAGAAAAAAGGCCAGCUGGGCCAGAUGUCAGAGUACAGGAAGAGAAAGAACAUAAUACUGAGGCUCCAAAGACAGGCGGGGCCAGGUUAUGAAGAGCCUUAAAAUCUAAAUGGAGAAUAUAAACAGAAAUAAAGUAUAGGUGCUUUCCCUUGUUAUUUCCAUAAUCUAGUCUUCUUUUAAAACUAAUGAGAUUUUAAAGAAAGGAAAAAAUUCCAAAUGAAAUUUUGGCAAAAAGUCAGGAAAGUCAAGUAGAGGCUUCAUUUCUCCCAAAAGAAUGAACCCUAAACUGACUGGCUUAAUGUUUGAACUCACAGAUAAUUUUGAAACAAGCUACAAAUAAGUUCUUUAAAAAUAUAACCAGAAAUAUUUCUUUUCCACUCACAUUACUUUAUCUCACUCUCUCUAAGCUUUAAGUAAACACUGCUAAUCUUAUUCCCUCACAAGACAAAUCAAGGUAAAGCAAUAGUCAGUAUUUGUUAAGCACUUGUUAGGUGGGAAUUAAUACUGGGGGAGAGACGGGCAGUAAAUAAGACAUAGUGACUGCCUUUAAGGAAUUUAUAAUUUACCAGAACAUUCAUACUAUCCAGGACCCAGUAGGCUUAAGCACCAAAACUGAAUUCCAACUUUCUUAUGCUUGGACUCCUGUCCUAGUCUCUUCACUCAUCUCUUGACCCACUUCCGCUAAGCUUUGCCAACUCUAAUUAAUCCUACAUGCUACUUUUAUCAUGGUAUUCCCCUAUAAAUAACACAGAAGUGAAAACCAUGCCGAGAACAUAAGGCUCAAACUUCUUACCUUAGAAUUCAACGCUGUCUGUCCAGUCUAACCUCAUCUUCCCAAGGAAAAUUGUAUAUUCAUUGUAUCCUGAAUUGCAUAUUUUUGAAAGUGUCUCUGUUCCUGGAAUGCCUCCCCUCUUCCCCUCCAGUUACAGAGAUCCUACACUUUCUUGCUUACAGCCCUCUUGAAAGCUGAGACCCUCCUUUUUUAUGAAGCUUUCCUAUGUCAUCCCGGUAUCUAGAUUUUCUGAAUCCAUGAUGCUUAAUCUCACUAACAAUAACCUAGCGAUAUAACAUUUGCUUUCUUCUAAUCAACUUGUACAGUUAUUACAAAUAUUAUGUAUUAAUUUCUUGUUUCAUAGUUAAAUUGUAAUGGUGGUAUAAACAAGAAUAUGAAACCUCUUCCAUUCCUUUACCCCCAUCCCACACUAUUGUCUAUGUAUAAAUGCCCUACAAUUAAUUCAUAUCUAAUGAUUAAAGACUAAAUUUAGACUAGGCAUAAAAGAAACAAAGUGUUGGUAAAGUAAGGGCUUUUAAUGAGAACUCAACAUUUGCAUAAAGAUUUGUACUUUAUUUUAGCACCAAUGAAAAAUGUUUACACUUUGGCUUUUUUUUUAUGUUAACCCUCAAUUUUUCUUUCAUGAUAAGGGGAGGAGAAAAAGCAAAAUAUGACACUUUUAUAAGAAAUAUAACACUAUUUUGUUGUUGAAAUACAACACUUUCCCAAGAAUAAUUAAAAAACAAUCAGGAAGAAAAAAUAUAUACCUUGGAGUAAGUAUUUCUUUAUAUUGCAGCUUCUCCAACUUGGCUGGGGCCACUAGUGACAUAGGAAUCACAAUAUUAUCUAUGUCAUAAGAGCUCUCACUUCUUAAUCUCCGCCUUGUCGUAUUCUGCAAAAUAUAAUUUUGCGACACAAUCUAUAGUUAAAUUGUGUCUAUCAUAAUCAAGAUAAACCUAAAGAUUGAAGGAACAGAUUCUUUUUUUCUAAUAUUUAUGUAAGUUACAUUUAAGGGGUUUGGGAAUCUGGCUCUAAAAUCUGAAGAAAAAAGAACUGGGAAAGCCCAACUUGGAAUUCAUAUUAGUAAUCUAAAUACAAAAUAUGUAUUUAAAGUCACAUCCUUUUUUUUUUGGUUGGGGGGGGGGGUUCAAGAAUUCAUUAGAAUUGUCCUAUGCAUUAAAAUCCAAGCCCAGUUUUGUGUGCCCAUCUUUUCAUGGUUCAUUCAACUUAAGUCAAAAGAACCCUAGCAUCUAAUUGCAGCCACCCAGAGCAGGCAUUCCUAACCUGCAUCCAUUAACUAUUUUGGGAGUAACUAAUAAUAAAUGAAUAAAUAAUGAUAGUAAAAUUGGUUUUCUUAUUUUAUGUUAUACAUUUUGACAUUAUUCUGAGAAGUGGUUCAGAGACUUUGCCAGAUUGUGAAAGGGGUCCAUGCCACACUUAAAAAAAAAAAGGUUCAGAACCUUUGACCAAGGGAAAAAAGAAAAUAAAGAGUAGAGAAGACUUAAUUUAAAAAUCUAAAGCAUCCUGCUAAGUCUUCCUCUAAAAUUUUCACCUUAAAAUUAUGAUUGGUCUUAUAGUCCAGGCUUUUUAUAGAUUGAUAAAUAGAAUUGUUUAGUGUGGAGAUCCGCCACAUUUCAAAUUUACUAUGCUUUAGCUUAUUAACAUGUAGGUUAACAAAAGAAAGGGAUAAUGGUACUCUUUGCUACAUUAAAAAAUGCUACUAAAUGGAAUGAUUGAAUUUAUAGUUUGCCAUAUUUUAUCAAGCUGGGGGAGAAAAGGUCCUACCAGAAUUAGUUGAUACUAACCUAGAAGUCAAAAUCUCUACAUUUUUCUAUUUGGAAUAAUUCAUUUCCUUCAGAACUUAGCAGAGUACCUGGCACAUAAUAAGUGUUGAGUAAAUGUUUAUUGACUGAUUGAUUUAGGGCAGCAUAUCAGCUCUGUAAAAAGAAGAAAAGCUUAUCUUUAUUUUUUUUAAUUGGUAGCAACAAAGUUGGGGUGGAAAGAGAUCUGGCCCUAUAGUCAGAAGCCCUGGGUUUAAAGUCCCCCUGCAACACUUCCAACCUCUGAACCAUAUAUUUUAAGUUAAAAAGGCCCUUGGAAGUUCCUCAUUUUACAGAUAAAAAAACUGAGGCCCAUGAAGAUGAAGUAACUAUGGCCUUGAUUUCACAACCCGUGCUUGUUUUGUACUACCCCAUACUGCCUUUUCAUUUCAUGACUGUGUAACCCCAGACAAGUCACUGCAUCCUCCUCAUCCUUAGGCUCCUCAUCUGCAAAGUAGGAAUAUUACCAGACACUACCUUCCCCUAAAGGUUUUUUUAAGGACAGUGCUUUAUAAAGCACUUGGUAAAUAUAUGUUGGUAUUGUAUAAUGAAAGUUCUGAGCCCACUAAGUGAUUUUCUCUAACCGUCAAAAAUGAAGGUUAGGUUGGCCUAGAUUAUUUCUAAAGUUUCCUUCCAGCUUCAUUUUGCUGCCUUCAAAACAAAUCUGGCCUCAGAAAUUAUUUUCCUGCCUUUACUACCUCUUCUCCUGAAAAAAAAAAUUCUGAGCAAGUUUUCUUAUUGACAAGUCUAUUUCCACUUUGGAAAGUAUGGGCCUAAGAAGCCCCUAGAAGAGUGAACUUUACUUUCAAAGAUUUUAGUUCAAUUCUGAGUGCAAAAGUGGAUUUUGUAUAUGUAUGUGUAUAUGUAUGUUAUAUAUAUAUAUGUGUGUGUGUGUGUGUGCAUAUAUAUAUAUAAAUAUAUUCCUAGAAAAGAAGAAGCUGUAGCUAUAGGACAAUGUGUGGCUUUUUUAAAACACACACAAAAAAGUAUGUUUUGCUUUCAUAAAAUUCAGGCCUCAAAAUAUGAUCAUUCAAAUCAGGCUAAUACCAAACAUCCCACCUUUUAAAAGUGAACUUGUGGUUGUAUUAUGGAGCUUAUUAUGGAGCUCAGCAACUGUGUUAUAACUAGUCUUGGAGAACUGCCUGGGUUCUGAGAGAAUAAGUAACUUGUUUGAAGUCAUAUGACCACUAUAUGACAAAGGCAGAACUUGAACUUGGGGCAUUCCUAACACAGAGCAAAGUCGUUAUACGUUGUGGCAUAUUGCUAUCUCAACAAUUCCCAAGUGGUUAAUUAAUAUCAAGGGCUGUUACAGAUUAGCUAAGAUGCUUUAUCCACGGAAAGAGCCCGCAAAAAUAAAACAUAAAAACAGUUUAUUUUUAAGACUCUUUGUAAUACAAUUUUAGUAAUCAAUUAAAAAUACAUACUUGUGAUGAAUUCUGGGUUGACCUAGAUAUCAUAUUGAUAUUAGUGACCGCAGUAAAACUGUUAUGGGACCCUGAUUCCGUAUGUUGUAAAGUAAAUUCUUCAAACCUAUUUCUUUCCCCUGUCAGAAAAGAAAACAUCAAGAAUGUAAUAAAUUAAAAAAGGGCUGAUGGAGCAAGAAAAGUAAUAAAUCACCUCGAUACCUAGGUUCCACAUUAUACAAGAAGCCUAAUCACAGCACUCCCAGCAGGGAAUCAACGAACUAUAGAGAUCUGAUGAGACUUUUAGUCAAUUAUUCUCUCCAAAUGCUUGUCACAGCCAAAAACAAAUCUUGUUUUAUUGACAUGUUACAAAGUGCUAUUACUUACCAUCUUAAUAAUUGUUCCCACAGAAAUGUUUUAUCACCUGUGAAUUACUGUUUUAUGCCUGAGAUUAACCUGAUUUUAACAUAUUAUGAAAAGUUAGCCUUUACAAUUUAUGAACAGUGAUUAUGAUCAACCUAGUAAUUACAAAAUCUUACCAAAAAAUUACAAAAUUACAAAAAAACAAAAGAAAUCACAAAUGGUUACUCUGAGAGUUGGGAACUUGGUGAUAAAACUAGUGCCCAGUAAUACCACAUGGAGAGCCGUUACUAAACCCUGAGAGGUCCCUCGCUGUGGAAGAUGUACAAAGGGCAGCACGGCUAUUGCGCCAUCAGGAAUGAUGAGCCAGAUGAAUUCACAAAAACAUGGAAAGUCUUACAAGAACUGAUGUAAAGUCAAGUGAGCAGAAGCAGGAGAACAUUGUAUACAGUAACAGCAAUAUUACACUGAUCCACUGUGAAGGACUACAUCAUCAUCAGCCAAGCAAGUCUCCGAGAUAACAACCACCAGGACCUCCCUCGGGCACAGAGCAUUCCAUCUUCCCCUCUUGUUUCCUUCAUGAGAUAUCUAUCGCCCUUGGGAUGUGUGUCUUCUAUCAUAACAUGAGCCAUAUGGAAACAGCAUCACAUGAAUGUAUGGCUAGGAAGUGGCGCACCCAUCCAGUGCCAGUCUGGAUAUGCUGGUUUUAUUAGGCCUCUGUUAGGUCUACAUAAUAAGGCUCAGCUCUGCAGCUUGCUAGCCAAAGUGGUGACCUAAGAUUUUGUUUUCCUUAUUUUUAAAUUGGUGAUAAUACUACUAACACUGCCUGCUUUGUGGCAUUUGGAGAGGGGGUGGAGGAGGAUGAGGGGGAAACAAGCACUUGAUAAGUGUGAAUGAUUAUUACAAGGUAGCUUAUUUUGUUUAAGCAUUUUCCUUAUCAAUAAAACCAGAGGAUAGACUGGGAUCAUCUCUAAGGUCUCUUUAAUCUCCAUGUCCUGUGAUCCUAUAGUACUAAACAAAUUGUGGAAAUCAAUAGCUUUUUCAGAAUAUCCUGAGUUUUCACAUUCUUGACAUAAACAAUUUUAUUUGAAAUAUUUCCUGUUUUCUCACUUCAAUUUGCACUCUUCAAGUUCAUUAACACUUUAAAAUAAAUGAAAUUUGUUAUUGCUUUAUUACCAAGGAAAUCACACAUCCAUUGCCCACCUCCCACCCCCACAAAGACCUUACUCAUUCUACUUCCUUUGUCAAUACUAUGACAAAGAGCACAGGGCAAGUAAGGGCUUGAAGGACCUUGGUAAGGGCUUAAUUUUUCUUUUUUUUUUUUUUA